AUGUCCGAGUUUCCGGUCAUGAAUGGCACCGUGACCCUCUUGAAGCCGCCGGAUGGCUACGUGGUCGACUUCGACCACCCGCAACAGCAGCUCGUGCUGGAACACUACUUGGUGUUCGGAAUCGGCGGUCCGAUCGCACUCAUCGCGUUGCUACAGAGACUAUACACAAAGAUUUGGCUGUCGAACGGCUUCCAGGUGGACGAUGGUGAGUGUGUGCGGGGUCAUGUGCGCAUGUGA
Molecule: messenger RNA, 237 nt
Organism: Colletotrichum chrysophilum
Lineage: Eukaryota; Fungi; Ascomycota; Sordariomycetes; Glomerellales; Glomerellaceae
Exons: 1
Coding region: 1-237 (78 amino acids)
Source: RefSeq, a predicted model, not a curated record